Messenger RNA from Brassica rapa (field mustard), 5060 nucleotides. RefSeq names its product auxin-responsive protein SAUR71. The record is from RefSeq and is a predicted model, not a curated record. Gene Ontology annotation, biological process: response to auxin. NCBI's taxonomy places the organism in Eukaryota, Viridiplantae, Streptophyta, Magnoliopsida, Brassicales, Brassicaceae.
AAACUUAUUCUCCCGCAACCGUCCGCAAUCGCAAACGCUAGCUGGAGCCAGCUUUUGAAUUUAUGAGGUUCGGAGCGGUUUAGAGCGAUUCGAGUGAUUGUUGCAAACCGCCAACAACCGUUACCAACCGCAAAAGCUGCGUUUGCGGAUGAUAGCGGAAAAACCAGUCGCCCCCUAAGUCUCGUAUUGUUUCGAGCGCGGUAACUUCUAAAGCUAAAGUUUCCCUACUUGCGACCAAAAUUUCCUUGACUUGAAUUGAGUGUGGUUGGACUGGGCUGUGGCUUAUGAAGGCUGCUAACAUACGAUUUUGGAACAGAGCAAGCCAAUCCUAGUUCGUUUUUGAGUUGAGGUUUAUACGAGCUGUUUUCCACCAAAAUUUGGGGGACCUUUACUACGGCCUACUUUUAGUCAUGUUAUGUUGGAAAUUUGUCGAUCUCAAACUUAGCCUCUUUUAGGCUGUUAUUGACCUUUCAGAUUUAAUAAACCUUGUUACGUUCGUGGUUUAGGGUCUGACUGGUUCAAACACAGCGGUUGCGGUUGCGGCUGCGGGCGUUUACGGAUGCUGGAGGUUGCGGUUUCUAGUGGUUUUAAAAGAUUUGUACGACUGGUUCUGCGGUUAGAAAUUGGUGUGUUUGCCGGAUACUUAUGACUGGUUAACUACCAAAUACAGCAGCGGUUAAAUAAUAAAUUAACAAUAUUUAUAUUUUAUAUAAUUAUAAAAAUAUCAAAAAUCAUAAUAUUAUAAUAAAUAUGUAAAUUAUAUUUUCAAAGUUAUAGUUUUAAAUUUUUAACACUAUAGAAAAUAUUUUUAUUUUAAAAUUUUAUAAUAUUAAUUAAAAUAUAAUAGAUAUAUUUUAGUAUUUUUAUAAUUUCAUUUUAAAAAAUUUAUUGAAUAUUUUUAUUUUUGUAUUUAUAUGCAAAAUAUUUGUUUGGUAGUUAAUUAUAAUUUUAAAAUUCUAAUUAAUAAAGCAUAUCUUUGACUUAUAACUUCCAACAGUAAACCACUCGACUACACAUUAUAUCAAUGUUUUUAAAACGGACCGGUAAGUGAACCAGGUUUUUUAGAUCAUGGUUCAAUAUGGUUUGACAUGUUCAGAGUCAGGUUCAUCAAUUUAAUUGAGUUCAAUCAUAAAAUAAAAAUAGAAUUAAAUCUUAAUGUUUUGUUUGUUUUAUUCGACAAAUAUUACAAACAUAAUCAAGUUUAGUUAUUUAAUAUUUCAAAAAAUAAUUUAAGGAAAAAAUAUAAGUACAAACCAAAUGAAAAUUAACUAUAAAAUUAAUCUUUUUAUUUGAAAUAAAAUAUUUUAAUUGUCACUGCAAGUUAUGAAAAUUCAAAAAGUUGAAUAUAACAAUUAAAAAUAAAUAUUUAUAAUAGUAUAAUGAUUUGAAUGGAUGUCAAAAUAAUGAUCUAAAAGAUAAAUAAUUAAGAAAAAAAAAUUUGAUAGUAAGUUACAAAUAAAUCCAAUUUACUGUUUUAAUCCGGUCUGGUCACUGGUUAGGUCUGGAUUUUAAAAACAUUGCAUUAGAUUUAAAUCCAUACAUGUGAAACAGAGCAGAAGAAUUGAACACUUUUAAAAUUGUAAACUAGCAGAAAUAUUUUGUAGAUGCCACAUGGAAGCGGUUUUAAUCCGGUCUGGUCACUGGUUAGGUCUGGAUUUAAAAACAUUGCAUUAGAUUUAAAUCCAUACAUGUGAAGCAGAGCAGAAGAAUUGAACACUUUUAAAAUUGUAAACUAGCAGAAACAUUUUGUAGAAGCCACAUGGAAGCGGUGAUUGGCUCUGACACUUAAUUGAUUCAUCCAAUAAAAGAAUUGUCCGCGUAGGACGCGGCUCCACGUUGACGUACGUAUCAAGCAUCUCAAACACUUCCAUUACUUUUCGUGAUUCUAUAGACACGAAAAGGGGAGAUGCAUCUGAUCCAUCCAGCUUGUUUCAUUUUACUGUUACCUUCUUAAAAAUAUUCUAUAAACACUUCCAUUGUUGUUUUUCGUUUGGAAUUCUGUCGAGAAUUAUCCUGUUUUUUUCUUGUUACCGUACCUUUUUUUUAUUAAUUUUAUUUUUUCAUAUAUUGAUUUAUUUUUCGCAUUCUUUUGAAAUAUGAUCCGGCAAAUCGUUUCUCCAUUCAUCAGUUCAUGACACACUAAAUCAAAUAUAUCUUCAAACAUUGCCAUUCAAUUUCAUUAUUUUAACGACACAAGAAGGGGAGAAGCGCCCGUUGUUAACUUAAGACCCAUACUUGUGAUGCUGGAAAAUAUUAAAGUUAUGUGAUUAAUUCAGUCGCCUAAAUGGAUGGAAUUGUAUAAUGCUUUUUUUUUGAAAAGGGGAAAUUGUAUAAUACUUAUAUUUGCAUCCUAAAGUGUAUCUCCAACCUCAGUCUAUUUUUUACUCUAAAAUAGAAUUUAGACUAAAAAAACUCUAAUAGUACUCUAUUUUUUAUUCUAUUUAUAAAGUAAAAAAUGGAUUUAAGUUAUUUUGUUGUUUUUUAUUAUUCUAUUUUUCAUUCUAAAAUAGAAUGCUAUCGGAGUAUAUCACAACUCUAUUAUAAAGUUUAUUCUAUUUUAUAGUAAAAAAUAAAGUUAACCAUUGGAAAAUAGUGUAAAAAGGAAACAUAUAUAUUAUGAAGUAACAAAGUACUGUAAAGUUUAUGAAGUAACAAAGUACUCUAAAGUUGCAUACCUUUGAUAAAAACUUAACAGUUGCUGAGUUGUUGUGAGAAUUUAUAUAAGAAAGAAAUCUUUGUGGUUGGCAAAAUAAAAAUAAAACAAAUCUUUUUAUAAGAUUUAUUUAGAUUACAUAACAAUUUUCUCUCAACAAACUGAAGAUACAAAUAAUUUGUUUCUCCAAUGCAAUAAGACAUGAUUCAAUAGAAUUCACUUGCAAACUAAACGAAUUCAUGGUAUAUCAUAGUGCAAUCAUUAAGAUACAAUACAUAGAAUAAUACUCCUUCCGUUUUUUUAUAAUAAAUGAUGUUUUAGAAAGUGUUCAUUGUUUUAAAAUAUACGUUGUUUUGAUAUUUGUAUAUUAUUUUUUAUUUUACUGAAAGUUGUGUAACUAAUUAGAUUUUCCAGUCAUUUCUAUAAUUGGUUGAGUAAUUUUUAAAUUAUAUUUUAAUGUUACUAUUUUAGAAAAAAAAUUAUUAAUCAAUUUCUGGUAAAGUUAAAUCACAAAAUUCCAAAAAUAAAAUAACAUGUAUUGUGAAAUCGAAGGAGUAUAAUAAUAAAUCAAUAUAAUAAAUUAAAAAUCCAGUUGGGUUGAGAUUACAAUAUAUUUUAAAUUUUGUACGAACAAGUUGGCAAAACAAUACUAGAAUAACUAUGAACCCAUUCCCGAAGACUGUAUUAAAAAUGAUAAUAUGAUUAAAAAGGAGCACGUCGAGUCACCUCCAUUCCUACCUGCCAAACCGCUGGAUUCUUCUUUUUAUUCUCGAGUCGGUCGGAUCAACAGAAAUCAAUUAGUCUGCUUCUAAUCGCUGAACCGAAAUUAACAAUUGAACGAGUUCAGACAUUAAUAUUUUGUUCUUGGAAUUUCGUGAUUUAACUUUAACUGAGUGAAGAAUUCGUAAUACUUAUCAUUUGUAUUUUCAUCGACUGCUUCGAGGUUAAAAUUGUGGAAGUGGGUUAUGCCAAUACAAAACCAAUGGUUCGGUUUAGUCUAUUUAAACCGGUGCGACAUACGUUUCCAUUCUCCGCAGCUUCUCCGUUGAAACGUUCGACCAUUCUCCCCUUCUUCCUAUUCUUGUUCACUACGUAAACCCAACAACACUUGUCAAUACAUAUAUAUAUAUAUAUAUUCAUUAUAUUAUCUUACGAAACACAACACACACAUCAACAUCAUCUUAUAGAGGGUAAACCCAAAAUCUGAAUUUUAAUUAAUAUCAUUUUCAUCAGAAGAGAAUGAGAGGCAUGGUGAAGAAGCUACUAUGUGGCGGAUCCAAGAACUUUGCGUCUUCAAGAACAUCGGCAUUACCAGAAGAAGGAAAAGUUCGGGUUUAUGUAGGUAAGGAUAAAGAGAGUCAGUGCAAGCUAGAGGUUGAGGCUAACUUGUUAAACCAUCCAAUGUUUGAGGAUCUACUGAGAUUGUCAGAAGAGGAAUACGGACACUUAUACGAAGGGGCUUUGAGGAUUGCUUGUGACAUUGAUGUCUUCAUCAAUUUGAUCAGUCUACUAAAAACCACGCAUCAUCAUAAUCCAUCCCUUUGAAGUUUAAAAGUAACAAUAAUUCUACAAAAUUAACUUAGCUUUUAUACCAUUUUUCAUCAUUCUUUUACUUCGACAAAACAUGGACGAAGUUCAGUUCAUUUUUCUUUUUGUUCUUGAGUAUUUAUUUAUGAUUGGAGUCGGAAGCCAAUCGACAUUUUUGUUAGUGGCUUCCUCUUAUUAUUCUUUUUACAAUUCAAGUCAAUUCUUUUGGUGAGACUUUUACUUUUUCUUGCGCUGAAGAGAUAUAUGAAUCGACUUAUCCAUUGGUUUAAGUAAAACGAAAUUUCGCACUAUCAACUUCUUGUGGAAGCAAGAUCUCGUACUUAAUAUGCAUGGAACAAAAGAAUUAGACUGUAGCUUAUCAAUGUAAUCAAAAUGGAUGUAUCAAUGUCCUUAAUAAUCAUGUCCGAUUGUCUUCCCCGUUUACAAGGGGAGGCGUAGGUCCAACGACCCUGUCGAAUCUGAAUCUGACAUGUUCGAGAUGAAAGCAUAAAUUUGAUGGUUAUUUAUUUGAAAGGCGUCUAUUGGAAGAUCAAUGAUCGAUAAUAAGAAAAGAUAAAAAACCGCUUAAAAUCAAUUAAACAACAACAAAGUAAAUCUCUACAGACCCUAGUUCUUGUGCCAAUCUUGGUGCGUUUGUGAAUGUUUCUUCUCUUUGUGAGUUCUUCUUUAUUUAUAAUCAAAUUCAUCAAGUUUUUCUUCUAUUUUUUUUCCUAAACUGAUUUUAGCUAUCUUUAACCGUCUCUUUCCUUAUGUGGGCCGAGUUCAUUUACAUGUUGGGGCUUAUCGAGAGACACAAUCCAUCUCCAACAAUAAGUACUCUUUGUUCAUUGUAACAAAUAAAGUCGCUCUCGAAGAAUUA